Messenger RNA from Drosophila takahashii, 1364 nucleotides. Its product is annotated as venom protease. Gene Ontology annotation, molecular function: serine-type endopeptidase activity. NCBI's taxonomy places the organism in Eukaryota, Metazoa, Arthropoda, Insecta, Diptera, Drosophilidae. The record is from RefSeq and is a predicted model, not a curated record. Gene Ontology annotation, biological process: proteolysis.
AUUACACCAGAGUAAAACAGACUCUUCAAAAUAACUUUAUAAAAAUAAAGAGGUAUUCCGAUAUUAUUGAGCGCAAAAAUAGUCUGGAUCUCUUAUCAGUUAGUUUUCGGUUUUUCGAUUCGAUUCGGGAGUUCAGUUCUAAAUUAAUCAUCGGGCGAAAUGCAUGUGAUUUUUGGGAUCCUGUUGAUCUUGGGAGUUCUAAGAAAUUCUUUAUCGGAAUUCUGUGAUAAUGGAACUGGGGAGUGUAAGGAUCUGACAGCAACAGAUUGCCCGGCUGUAUUUUUCAACCUGCCUUUAAUUGGACGCCUUGUGAAAUAUUGCGACGAGUUCAACGACAUCGUCUGCUGUCCCCUGCCACUUAAUAUGCAAAGCCAGUCGCAGCAAUUCUCCGGAAACUUUGGCCUCAGGAGAUACGAAAAGGAGUGUCGUCGCUAUAACGAGAUAAGGGCUUCCUGCCGUUCCACACCAUUUAUUGUGGGUGGCGCCAAGGCCGCUGGCCGGGAAUUCCCCUUCAUGGCGCUACUUGGUCAGCGUGGGAAAAACUCCUCGCAAAUCGACUGGGACUGCGGUGGCACACUUAUCCAUCCCAAGUUCGUGCUAACCGCCGCCCACUGCUUGGAGACCAGCGAGACCAAGGAACAGCGUCUGGAUCCCAGUUACGAUUGCCCCAAAUAUGUGGUUCGAUUGGGGGAACUGGACUACAAAAGCGACUCGGAUGAUGCUCAGCCGCAGGACUUCCGGGUGGUAAACUAUGUGGUUCACCCAGCCUAUGGUGAGGAUGAUGACACUGGGAGUCGCAAGAACGACAUUGCCCUUGUGGAAUUGGAAAGGGAGGCGAUUUUCAACGAGUAUGUGGCACCUGCCUGCCUUCCACUGGCCAGUGGAAAUGAUCAUCUCCGGGUAACAGCCGCAGGAUGGGGAGCCACAUCGGAGGGAGGACACUCCUCCUCGCAUCUCCUCAAAGUCACCCUGGAAAGAUUCGAUGAGAAUCAGUGCAGCCAGCGGCUGGAGCAUAAAAUCGAUGUGCGUACCCAACUGUGUGCAGGCUCUCGGAACACCAGUGCGGAUACUUGUUAUGGCGACUCCGGCGGCCCCGUCUUCGUCCAGCAUCCCACGUACUCCUGCCUCAAGCAGGUCAUCGGCAUCACCUCAUACGGACUGGUCUGCGGUGUCCAGGGAUUGCCCAGUGUUUACACCAGAGUCCAUCUCUACACCGACUGGAUCGAGAAUAUCGUGUGGGGCGAGUAGGCGGGUAAAUAUUUAAACAAGUAAUUCGCAACUCUAACUGAAAGGUGGCAACUAAAGUUUGUACCUUUGGUUAGUAACGAUAUGUUAUGAAUGAAUUAUAUUUUACGCACAAAGUA